AUGGUUAGCCUGGAGAGGAAUAGACUCACGGGAGACAUGAGAAUUGUGUUCAGAACACAGAGGAGGAGAGUCUGGAGUAAAGUGUCAGCUAAGCCCGUCAGGCUCAAACAACUGGGACAGUGUGCUUCAGUGGAAAGAGGUGUGGAUUACUUCACUGAGGAGUUUGAGAGGAGGUUCAAGGCAGCCCUGAGCAGUGGAGGGGUGGGACAAGCUAUGGUCAGGGAUCUGGCAGGGAGACGUUGUGCAGUACAAGGUGUGGAAGUAGAAGGCAGGCCAUCGCCCCUCUCCUACAGGCUGCUGGAUGGUCAAGACAACCUCCCACCUGUCGUCUUCCUGCAUGGGAUGCUCAGCAACAAAAACAUCUUCCAGGCUGAGGCCAAGGCCCUGGCACAGCAGACAGGCAGGAAGGUAUUGACAGUGGAUCCUCAGAACCACGGAGAGAGCCCUCAUAGCCCUGACUGCAGCUAUGCAGCCAUGAGUGCUGACCUGCAGGCUCUCCUGUCAAAGCUAGGACUCACCCCCUGUGUCCUCAUCGGGCACAGUAUGGGAAGCAAGACAGCCAUGACAUUUGCACUACAGAAGCCAGAGUUGGUGGAAUGCCUAGUCUCAGUGGAUAUCAGCCCCUUUGUGGCCACAGAGAAUCCAAACAUCUUUAAAAUUGUACCUGCUAUGAAUUCUAUAAACCUCCUUGGAAAUCUUUCCGACUCCCAAGCCUUUGAAGUAGUUGAUGAGUGUCUCAAGCUAUCUGUCAAGGAUCCAAGUAUUCGGCAGUAUCUGUUCAACAGUCUGGUGCAGGUCGAUGGGCAGUAUGUGUGGAAAGCCAUUCUGGCUACACUGAGUCAGCAACAAAACCAGAUUUUGGAUAGUCUUCAGAUCCAGGGAGUCUAUCGUGGCCCCACACUCUUCCUCACAAUUCGACCUUUUCACCACCCCAAGAUCAAGCUUCUAUUCCCUGAAGCCCAGUUUCAGAUCAUCCCUGAUACUAGCCAUAUCCUCCGUAUCAAGAAGCCCCACAAGUUCAUGAACAGCAUCCUCAAUUUCCUGUCCUAG
Molecule: messenger RNA, 1050 nt
Organism: Trichosurus vulpecula (common brushtail)
Lineage: Eukaryota; Metazoa; Chordata; Mammalia; Diprotodontia; Phalangeridae
Product: protein ABHD11-like
Exons: 8
Coding region: 1-1050 (349 amino acids)
Cellular component (GO): mitochondrion
Source: RefSeq, a predicted model, not a curated record